This is a messenger RNA of Endocarpon pusillum Z07020, 1440 nucleotides long. RefSeq lists its product as uncharacterized. Gene Ontology annotation, biological process: arachidonate metabolic process. Lineage: Eukaryota; Fungi; Ascomycota; Eurotiomycetes; Verrucariales; Verrucariaceae. Gene Ontology annotation, cellular component: membrane. The coding region runs from base 1 to 1440 and encodes 479 amino acids. The transcript is spliced from 4 exons. The record is from RefSeq and is a predicted model, not a curated record.
AUGGCACUGAAUAAUCACUCGUCUUCCAGGAGGCUACGGGUGUUGUCGCUGGAUGGCGGGGGAGUUCGUGGUUUAUCUGCGCUUCACAUUCUACGGAGACUAUUAUGUAUGAUCAACGAGGAGCUCUAUGGCACGAGCGAGCCCAUGUUACCACAACACGCAUUUGAUAUUAUUGUUGGCACAAGUACUGGAGGCUUAAUUGCAUUGAUGAUCGUGAAGUUGGGAAUGACAGUGGACGAGUGUAUCGAGCAAUAUGAAUCACUAUCCAGGAAGAUCUUUGGCAAACCCCAUCUCAUAGGAAAACGAACAGGCGGGUUUGGGACCACGAAAUAUUCAGGUAGGAGGAUGCGUGAGCUCGUUGUUGAGCUCAUCCAAUCGAGGAAUAGACCAGCCGACUACAAGAUGGAGGACACAAGCGGACAUCCAGAUCUUCUUUGUUCUGUGGUUUGCCGAGAGCUUGAGAACAACUAUACCAGAGCACGACGGGGAGAUGCCGUCUUCCUUUGCAGUCACAAGUGCAGAAAGAGACCUCUCAACACCAAAACAUAUCACGAAUGUGAAAUGGCGGACGCUAGCCGUGCGACUUCAGCAGCACCUACAUAUUUUGAUCCGGUACGGAUAAUGAGGAAGAUUCUGGUCGAUGGAGGAUACGGAGAGACGAACAAUCCUUCACAAGACGCGUGGCAGCACUAUACCGAGCUAAAGGAGAUUCUCCAUACUGAUCGAGUACGAUGGGUAAACAUCGGCACAGGCACUUCCAAGGACCAAUCUUUACCACCCAAAAGAGCAUGGAAGGAUCUGUUAUUGCCCAAAUACUUUCAGAACAUUAUGCACACGCUCCGUGAUCUUGAGAAGAUCGCGACGGAUUCGGAGAACACUGGGGUCUCUAUGCGCCUGAUCUCAAACAUGGACAGAUCGCAAUUGGAUUUUUAUCGUUUUAGUGCAACAAACGGAGUACACAAAGUUGCUCUCGACGACUAUCUCACAAUCGACAAUAAAGAGCUGGAACGAUUGACCUUGGAAUAUAUUAAGGAGCCAGAAGUUGAAGAGGGGCUGAGGGCUCUCUCUCGCUUGUUAGCCGCCGACUAUGGCGAAAAGAGCCGGGUCAGACGAGCUACAUUGGAGGUUCAGUAUCCGCAUUUGGCACCCAAGCCUUCCUCAAUACGACAGCUUGUCACAGGUGAACAACCAGAGUAUCUGGAUCUCCUUUUUCCUGGAACAGGUGUGCCCAGCAUGGCUGGUGCCUCGGAGAUCACUGCAGAGAGUUCGAAUGCGGAGGAUACGCCUAAAUCGAGGAAUGCUAUGCUAAAUGGUGCUAUCUCGAUGGUGCCUACUCAGAGUGAUAGUACCGGCGUUGGUGAUCAGUUCAAGACUCCCAAUGUCGAUGCCACCGAGAUUGGUCCUCCAACUAGAUCAUCUACAGCACCUGCCAGAGUUUGA